This is a messenger RNA of Gracilinanus agilis (Agile Gracile Mouse Opossum), 1480 nucleotides long. It is a transcript of the gene ZC2HC1A, whose product is annotated as zinc finger C2HC-type containing 1A. Bases 1 to 1077 code for a protein of 358 amino acids. Lineage: Eukaryota; Metazoa; Chordata; Mammalia; Didelphimorphia; Didelphidae. The record is from RefSeq and is a predicted model, not a curated record. The transcript has 10 exons.
AUGAACCUGGAGCGGGUGCUCACUUUCUGUGAUGAUGAGUGUGCCUGCUGGGGGUGUCUGUUUUGGGCCAGUGGUUAUUUCUUGGUUCUACUGGAUUUGGGGGAACUCAUUAGAUGCCAAAAUGGAAGCGUGGUACAAAUUGGAGAAUUGUUGCCUUGCAAGAUCUGUGGAAGAACCUUCUUUCCAGUUGCCUUAAAAAAGCAUGGGCCAAUUUGUCAGAAAACUGCUACCAAAAAACGGAAAGCCUUUGAUUCAAGUAGGCAGAGGGCUGAAGGAACUGAUAUUCCAACAGUAAAACCACUUAAACCUCGGCCAGAACCUCCAAAGAAACAGUCUAAUUGGAGAAGAAAACAUGAAGAAUUCAUUGCCACCAUAAGGGCAGCUAAAGGGCUUGAUCAGGCACUUAAAGAGGGUGGCAAACUUCCACCACCACCUCCACCUUCUUACGAUCCUGAUUACAUUCAGUGUCCAUAUUGCCAGAGGAGAUUCAAUGAAAAUGCAGCUGACAGACAUAUUAAUUUCUGUAAGGAACAAGCUGCUCGUAUUAGUAAUAAAGGCAAAUUUUCUACUGAUACUAAAGGAAAGUCAACUUCUCGAGCACAGUACAAGCCUCCUGCUUUUAAAAAGACAAAUUCUCCAGGAACAGUACCUUCAGCAUCAUCACGCUUACCACAGCCAAGUAGCGUUAGCAAGUCUGUUGUAGCUGUACCUUCAAGUAAAGGGUCUUCUGUCAGUGGCUCUUUUGGAAGCAAACUUCAGAACUUAUCUCCUUCCCAUAAAGGAGUAGCAGCUCCACAUUCAGGAGGUAGCACGAAAACACGAGCUUCGACACCACCUAGUUUGGCAAGAAAUUCUAUACCGAGUGUGUUACCAAACAAAAGGAAAACCUAUAAUGCUGAUAGUUACACAAACAGGUCAGAUGUAGAUUAUUCAUCUGUCAAUGGAGGAAGCUUUAAAGGCAAUGAAGGAAAUUCAUCUGGACAAUUACCAAAAUUCUGCCAUGAAUGUGGAACUAGAUAUCCAGUGGAAUGGGCGAAAUUCUGCUGUGAAUGUGGCAUUCGAAGAAUGGUUCUAUGAAAAGUAAAAGAAAGACCCAAGCCCAGAGUUCUGUAGAUACUGCUUCAUAGAAACUUAGAGCACUUCUCCAGUUAUUUUAUGCUACAAAUAUGCAAACACAGUACUUUUUUUAGUGCAAUCCUUUUUGGCUGCAUAAUUUAUAUAUAGACUUUGUACAUACUCUGUGUAAAUAAUAAAUAUCAGGUGCCCACAAAUAUGUCAUUUAGGAAAAUAUUCUUUCAGCUUAAUAUAUUUUCAAAUGGACACAUGCUAAGUUAUAGAUAGCAACUUUCAUUUUGUUUGUUAAAAGCACAUUAUCCCAACAUAGUCUAAACUUACCCCUUUGAAAUUUUGGCUUUCAGAAGAUAAUUGAACACAUUAUUUUAAUUUAAUCCUACCUUUAAAAGGUUAUAGGAUUGUAGAU